AAAAGACUAAAGAGAAGAGUGGUCCAGUCCCAAAUUUGGCUUUUGCCUUGCGAGUUAGAAACAAGAAUCUAAGAUUGGCGAUCCCGAGGCCAGUUUUCAAUUUGAUUCGAUCAUCUUCAUCACCAACUUUUCCUUUUUCUUCCACAAAGUGAGUGGUAGAUGCGAACGAUGACAUGGCCUGUGUUGGAAAGGGACUUGGUUUCAUCUUUCUUCUUUAACCGUGCUAUGAAAUUGACGGCAUUAUCAUCAGGAAAUCCGCCCAAUGUGACAUGUAUAAUCACUAGAAGGCAAAAAUUACAGCACUAURUAAGGCAGUUGAGAGAGUUCUAUAGGUUCCUCUCGGUUCUUUGAACCCCACAAUGAACAAUGAGAACAACCGGGGGAGAAGACAGAACCCAUGGGUGUCUAAGGACUCGUCAGAGGUGAAUUUACAAGUUAGAAGAGCCUCUCAGUCUCGYAGAUAUUCUCCAAGCUUGUGUAACUGUGUAGGGAUGGGAUCCGUUGCUUCUAGACGACAACACUCCACCACGAUGUUGGAAUUGAAGGUGGCAGAAUUGGAGAGGGAGCUGCUGAAGCAGAAAGAAAUCCAGCUUAUUUUUAGGAAGAGGAUGGAUAGAGCACAAGAUUCUCUCAAGUGCUUUCUUCAGAAAGCACAGGACCGUGGAUUCUUGCACCUCAUAAUUGGAGACAGAGAUAACGUCGAUGUCRAUGGCGAUGGCAGCCCAAAUUGCAYUCAAAGUGCCGGUUCCAGCCCCACAAUGCCCUCCUCAAGCCGUCCGCUAGCAGACCUACAGCCACUCAUCGAGCAGGCAAAGCUCCAUGGUUGGUACAUCGAGCCACACGAGAUUGAAUUGAGGGAGAAGAUAGGGCAAGGAACCACAGCAAAAAUAUACAAAGCAACAUGGCGCGGUCUCGACGUUGCAGUGAAAUGCAUAAACCAAGACUUCUUCUGCUCAAACGAGUGCGGAGUAUCCUACUUUGCACAGGAGCUAGAGACGCUGUGUCGACAGCGCCACCGGUUCGUGCUGCAACUGAUGGGCGCAUGCCUGCAGCCGCCGGGUUGCGGGUGGGUGGUGACGGAGUUUUUAAGGAUGACGUUGCAGGAGUGGCUGCACGGGCCGGGAAAGAGGCAGAAGGAGAGGGCAAUUCCGCUGCCUCCAUAUGAAGAGAGGUUGUUGAAGGCACUUGAAAUAUCUCAAGGGAUGCAGUAUCUUCAUGAACAGAAGCCCAGAGUGAUUCAUCGUGAUCUGAAGCCCAGCAACAUUUUCUUGGACGAUGCCUUUCAUGUGAGAGUUGCUGAUUUUGGCCAUGCCCGUUUCUUGCAUGACACACAAUUGGCUCUCACCGGAGAAACAGGCAAGAUUUCAGGAACAUACGUUUAUAUGGCACCAGAGGUGAUUCGAUGUGAGCCUUACUCCGAAAAGAGCGAUGUAUAUAGCUUCGGAAUCAUAUUAAAUGAACUUAUAACAGGAAAAUAUCCUUAUAUUGAGAUAGAUUAUUCUCCCCUCAAGAUUGCCAUGGAAGUUGGAGAAGGCAACCUGAGACCGGAGCUUCCGGUGGACGAGGAUGGGGAGCUCGAGGAGCUUAUAGAACUUAUAACCGGUUGCUGGAAUGGAAAUGCUACCGUUAGACCAUCUUUUGCAGCCAUAACCGGYUGCUUGAGAAGAAUUCAAAACUAA
Momordica charantia (bitter melon) is the source of this 1679-nucleotide messenger RNA. Its product is annotated as serine/threonine-protein kinase EDR1-like. Lineage: Eukaryota; Viridiplantae; Streptophyta; Magnoliopsida; Cucurbitales; Cucurbitaceae. Gene Ontology annotation, biological process: protein phosphorylation. Gene Ontology annotation, molecular function: ATP binding; protein serine/threonine kinase activity. The record is from RefSeq and is a predicted model, not a curated record.